Molecule: messenger RNA, 1014 nt
Organism: Funneliformis mosseae
Lineage: Eukaryota; Fungi; Glomeromycota; Glomeromycetes; Glomerales; Glomeraceae
Source: the annotation of a GenBank genome assembly
AUGACCUCAGAAACAAACAUUGUUCAGGCUAUCAAAGAACAACCUUCUAGCAAUAAUGUUGUCGAGGAUUGUAAAAGCAAUGAGAUGAAUUCGAUGGCCACAUUGUUACAAAGCAGUAUCCAAGGAGUGCAAAAUUCUUUCAGCACUGUCUACGCCACAUUGGCUUCGAAUUUGAAACAAUCUCUUGAAAUGACACAGACCAUGAAUUCAGUGAUGGAGCAAUUUUUACUAUCAAACCUUCGAAUUACUUCCAAUAUAUCACCAAUUCACGAAUUAGAAGCGCGAGUAGAGAAGUUUACUCCUAGCUUAUUAACUAUCACAAUAACUAAUUCCGGUCAAUUUCCUAUACCAAACGUGUCAUGUGAUUUAACCUUUGGAAAGAAAGGUUAUCAAGAGCAUGCAAACGUAGAACUGAAUUGCGACGAAUCUAUAAAAUGUGAAAUAACGAAAUCUGAUUCCAUAAAAACACCAAUCUCUUCAAUAUUUGUACCAGAAACCUGUAACGUUUCACCAACUUCAUCAGCACAUUCUACGUCGAAAAACUUUACAUUGCCGCCACAAACACAAAUCAUUGAAAAGUUGAGAUUGGCACCACUCGAAUUCAGUCAAUAUAGUGCAAAAAUUAUCGUAAAAUUUUCAAGUCCCGGAACUGGAAAACUGUUACAAAAGGAACACUCUUUUGGUCUAUAUCUUAUUGAUCAGUGUGAAAAAUAUUUACGCUUUCAAAGCUCAACAGAUAUCGACAAAUAUAAUCAUGUAAUGGUGGAAUUGUCUCCAUUUCUUUUACGUCAGUUAUGGAAUGUACAUCCAAGUAGUGGAUUAUCCGAAACGAUGAUAUUUGAAAUUAAUUGGAAGAACGAGAUGUUUUUGUUUGUUCGGAUAAAGGAAUGGAUUGGUAUAAAAAAGUCUAAAGUUCUUUGUCAAGUUCUUGGCAAUAAUACAGAAUCUGAUUAUUCCGAAAUUAUUGAGAGAAUUGUUGAAGAAUUAAAGAUAUUAGGAGAUGAUGCUUGUUAA